CCCGGCAGCGCCGUCAUUCUGCCGCAUGCUGCCUGCCGACACCAUUGCGCAGAGGAAUUCCCUGCCGUCUGUUUACAGCCAGGAGGAGAGGACGCGUGCCGCAGAGCUCCGUAGGAUUUGACAUGGAGGCGCCCGGCGGUUGUUUCCGAGGCUGCGUUUACGUGCCUCCCGGUCGGGCACGCAUGUAGGAGGGGAGCGGCGUGUUUCUGCCAGCGAGGGAGACGCUUUUGUUUGUGUUUGCUGCUUCCUGAUGCGGUCAGAGCGGGCCAGCCGUGUUUGUAUCGUGGUGCUGGAGGAGGUGGAGGAGGACGAGCCCUCCUUUGCACCCCCACCUCCUCGGCCCAAGUCCACCCCAGACCCUAAAUCCCAUCAUGCCCCUAGAAGGGCUGCUGCUCUGGAGGACAAGCCUGCCUUGCUCAGAGCCAUCUUCAAUGUGGAUCCAGAUGAGGUCCGGUCGCUCAUAUUCAAGAAAGAAGAUGUAAACAUUCAGGAUAAUGAAAAGCGGACACCACUCCAUGCCGCCUCCUACCUGGGGGACAGCGAGAUCAUUGAACUGCUCAUCCUCUCCGGAGCCCGAGUUAAUGCCAAAGAUAACAAGUGGUUGAGUCCUCUUCACCGUGCCGUGGCCUCGUGCAGCGAGGAUGCAGUGGCGGUGUUGCUGAAGCACAGCGCCGACGUCAACGCCAGGGACAAGAACUGGCAGACGCCGCUCCACGUGGCGGCGAGCAACAAGGCCGUGCGCUGCGCCGAGGCCUUAGUGCCGCUCCUCAGCAAUGUCAACGUGUCUGACCGGGCAGGGCGCACCGCUCUGCACCACGCCGCCUUCAGCGGACACACGGAGAUGGUGAAGUUGCUGCUGUCCAGAGGAGCUAACAUUAAUGCGUUUGACAAGAAGGACAGGAGGGCCAUCCACUGGGCAGCCUACAUGGGUCAUCUGGAAGUAGUUAAAUUAUUGGUGAGUAGUGGAGCAGAGGUGGACUGUAAGGACAAGAAGGCUUAUACACCUCUCCAUGCAGCUGCCUCCAGUGGGAUGAGUAGCACCGUACACUACCUGCUCGGCCUGGGCGUCCAGGUGAACGAGGUGAAUGCCUUCGGCAACACCCCACUCCAUUUGGCGUGUUACAACGGGCAGGACGUGGUGGUCAGUGAGCUCAUCAAGACCGGGGCCCGCGUCAACCAGGUCAACGAGAGGGGGUUUUCUGCCCUUCACUUUGCCUCCUCCUCACGCCAGGGGGCGCUGUGCCAAGAGCUACUGUUGGCCCAUGGAGCACACAUCAACCUGCGGAGUAAAGAUGGGAAGACUCCCCUCCAUAUGGCAGCUACUCACGGCAGGUUCUCCUGCUCUCAGGCCCUCAUUCAAAACAGAGCUGAAAUUGAUUGUGUGGACAAGGACAGAAACACUGCUCUUCACAUCGCCGCGCGCUACGGCCAUGAGCUCAUCAUCACAGCGCUUGUCAAACACAGAGCCAGCGUUGCCAAGAGAGGCGUUCAUGGGAUGUUGCCGCUACACCUAGCAGCCCUCGCCGGCUUCCCUGAUUGCUGCAGGAAGCUGCUGUCCUCAGGGUUCGACAUUGACGCCGCCGACGACUACGGAAGGACUUGUCUGCACGCGGCCGCAGCCGGAGGGAACCUGGAGUGCUUGAAUCUGCUGCUAAAUUUAGGCGCUGACUUUAACAGCAAAGACAACUUUGGAAGGACCCCUCUUCAUUAUGCAUCAGCCAACUGUAAUUACCACUGUCUGUUUGCCCUGGUGGGCUCCGGGGCGAGCGUCAACGAGCUGGACCAGAGAGGCUGCGGCCCCCUGCACUACGCCGCCGCAGCCGACACCGACGGAAAAUGUGUGGAGUACCUUUUGAGAAACAACGCCGAGCCCGGCGUGAGGGACCAGGAGGGGUACAGCGCGGUCCACUACGCCUCAGCCUACGGCCGCACUCUCUCUCUGGAGCUGAUGGCAAGUGAAACCCCUCUUGACGUGCUAAUGGAGACAUCAGGAACCGACUUGACGAGUGACUCCGAGCGCCACGGCUCCAUCAGCCCGCUCCACUUGGCGGCUUACCACGGCCACUGCGGAGCGUUAGAGGUCCUCCUGUCCUCCAUGCCGGACGUGGACGUCCGUAGCCCGCAAGGUUGCACCCCUCUCAACCUGGCCUGCUCCAGAGGACACCAGGAGUGUGUCUCCAUGCUGCUACACCGUGGCGCCUCACCCAUGACCAGUGACUACACACACAAAAAGACAGCUCUGCACGCGGCGGCUAUAAAUGGUCACUCGGGGUGCCUGCGUCUCCUCAUGAGCAACGACGACCGACACGUCAAUGUGGACGCACAGGAUGUCAACAAGCAGACGGCGCUGAUGUUGGCGGUGCUGAACGGCCACACCGAGUGUGUGUACUCACUGCUAAGCCAAGGAGCCAGUGUCCAAGCUCUGGACCGCUGGGGCAGGACAGCCCUUCACCGAGGGGCGGUGACGGGUCAGGAGGAAUGUGUGGAGACUCUCCUUCAGCGCGGGGCCAGCGUGUGUGCGAAGGACAUCCGAGGCCUGGCCCCUCUCCACUUGGCGUCCGCCUGCGGCCGGGCGAGCGCGCUGGGCGCCAUGCUGCGGGCCGACGGCACCUCGGACGCUCUCUCGCAGCUGGCGGACAACCAGGGCUACACGCCGCUGCACUGGGCGUGCUACAGCGGGUGUGACGCUUGUGUGGAGUUGCUGUUGGAGCGGGAAGCCUUCAGGAAGACGGACGGCAGCACGUUCAGCCCGUUGCACUGCGCCGUCAUGAACGAUAACGAAGGAGCGGCCGAGAUGCUGAUCGAUUCCCUUGGCGCAGACAUCGUCAACGCCACCGACCGCAAGGGCAGGUCCCCGCUUCACGCCGCCGCUUUCUCCGACCGCGCGGAGUGCAUUUCCCUGCUGCUGAGCCACGGCGCCCGCGCCAACGUGUCGGACGCGCACACGCGCAGGACGCCGCUGAUGAUGGCCGCGCUCAACGGACAAACCAACGCCGUGGAGGUGUUGGUGAGCAGCACCAAAGCAGACUUUGCUCUGCAGGACACUGACAGGAACACUGCCUUGCAUCUGGCUUGUAGCAAGGGUCAUGAGACGUGUGCCUUGCUGAUCCUGGAGAAGAUGAGUGAUAAAAACCUCAUCAACUGCACCAACGCCUCACUGCGCACGCCGCUCCAUGUUGCUGCCAGGAAAGGUUUAACGGUGGUGGUCCAGGAACUUCUGGGCAAAGGAGCAAGUGUGCAAGCGGUGGAUGAAAACGGUUACACGCCCGCUCUGGCCUGCGCCCCCACCCGCGACGUGGCCGACUGCUUGGCGCUCAUCCUCCACUCCAUGAUGCCUGCCUCCCCCAUAGCAACAUCGCCUGCGUUCUCGCUGCCUCACACGGUCAUCAAGCACCACCUGGCGACCAAUCACGUCACGAAGGGCGUGGCCUUUGACACGCCGCCCGCUCUGAGGCCCGACCACGCUUCGUACUGCAGGCCGGAGCACCCGCUGUCUUCGCUCUCUGCUGACGACGAACUAAAUGACUCGGAUUCAGAGACCUACUGAAGACUGACCCCUAGUCGAAGGCCAGCGUGAGACUCUUAAACUGUGAGCAAACACAAACCAUAGAGGCAAAAAUGACAUCACACUAAUGAACUCAGUGUUUUAAUAUUCCAAACUAGUGUCAUAUUUAAAUAUAUUAAUAUACUUAGUGGAUAUGAUUCUAAAUGGGACCAGAUGUUUCUUCACUGUACUUUCUAUUUAUGUUGAGCAGUCAUCAACCACUUUGCAGUUCAAGUCGUAUUUCCACUUGAAGAGGAUCAUUGGAGAAUGUAUCAUCUUUUUUAUUACUGAAGGAUUGUUGGUGCACCUGCAGCCACACCACUCCAUGUUUAUGUACUGUGUGUGAGAGAAAUAAAUAAUUGCUUUUUGAGAACGA
This is a messenger RNA of Nerophis lumbriciformis (worm pipefish), 3920 nucleotides long. It is a transcript of the gene ankrd28a, whose product is annotated as ankyrin repeat domain 28a. The record is from RefSeq and is a predicted model, not a curated record. Gene Ontology annotation, molecular function: protein binding. NCBI's taxonomy places the organism in Eukaryota, Metazoa, Chordata, Actinopteri, Syngnathiformes, Syngnathidae.